UGGUUCUAUGUCGUAAUGUUUACAUAACAAAAAAGUCCCAUUUCUUUUUGCUAAAACGAAAUUAGUUCAAACUUUCGAAUAAAAGUUCAAAAUUCAAAGUUGAAUCCUUCCUCUAUUCACCCCAUCGAUACCGAGCUUCUACUGCUGAUUCCAUUUCAAGCUAUGAACUGAUUUAGCAGGUACUGAGAUUAAACGAGAACUCGAAAUGGCUGAGAAACCAGCAACAACAAAAGUAUACACUGCCAAUAGUAGCGAUUCCAUCGAUUGCGCUGUCUGCUUACAGCAAUGCGUCUACCCUACAGUUCUACCCUGCGGUCAUGUAUUCUGUUAUCUAUGCAUCAAAGGACUCGGACGUACGACUAAAACUUGCGCUAUGUGUCGUAAAGAAUUCUCACCUGAUUUAUUAGAAAAUCCUACUCUGCUUCAUCCUAUCGAUUCAUCGUCAGAGCCAGCCUUCGACGACGGUCACCAAUGGUUCUACGAAGGACGGAAUGGUUGGUGGCAGUACGAUGAACGUACCAGUCGAGAUAUCGAGCUAUCGUAUAAACAAGGUGUAUCUACCUGCGAAGUAUCCAUCGCCGGAAAAAUCUAUACAAUUGAUUUCAACGAAAUGGAACAACGUCAAAAGCAAAAUGUCCUGAGAAACAGACGAAUAAAAAGAGAUCUCUCUAGCAUACCUAAGAAGGGCAUUUCCGGUAUUCGUACUUCAGUUCGAUCUCAUUCAAACGAUGAUUUAGAAACAAGAUUAGCCAUGAUGAAUUUAGAUGCAUCGGAUGAAUAAUUUUCGUUUUCUUUUUCUUCCUCUUUUCACUUUACUGUACAUAUUAUUCCUGCAAUUCUUUUCGUUAUUAAGUGUGUUCGUUUUAUUUAUUCCUGUUUUUUCCCCUCCUUAGUCCUUAUACUAAUUCAGAAGGUUGAAUCUUACGAAAGUUUUCGAUGCCAGUGAUCGAAGAAGUUGCAAAAUAAUUGCGACUGUGUUGAAUUUGCCAUCGACAUUGCCGGUAUAGAUUUCUAGAAUCGUAUUCUAGUCUUACAUCCAGAUGUAUCUCAAGUGUCUGAAGGAAUAGACCGAAAGAAAACUUCUAAAGUUUCUUCUCUUUCAGGGCGAGUAUUGUUUCGCAAUUUUCUUUGAGGAAAUUCAAUUUUACUAACGUUGUGAUUUCAGUAUGUAAAAAGAUAACGAACAAAGUUCUGAACCAAAUUUGCACCAGAUUUAAGGUUUUCUAUUUUAAGCAGUUACCAACCCAUCGAGUUUUUCAAACAGAGUAUUAUUCAUCUUUUUUGUUCAAAACAACUACAUACCUGUAAUUUUUAUCAUCGUAUUGAGGAUUUUUAAUGAAUAUAUAGAAAUAACGAUGAUGAUAGUAUUUUAUCCCCAGUAUUACCAUUUCAAUUUUAAAAAUUACCUACCCAUUUAAUAACAAUUGUGAUAAGUAUUUAUUUUUACUGCCGUUGAAACAAGUUGAUCAUUUUAUUGUAUUUGCAUUACUGAGUUAUUGAUUGAUUCAUUUUCAUUCAUUGUUAAUUUACCUAUAAAGUUGAUAUUUUUAUUAAUAUUUAAUUAUUUAUUUAACACGAAUAAUUGUAUACUACACAAAUUAUGAAGGCGAUGUAUUUUUCAAAAAAAAAAAAAAAAAAAAAAAAAAGAAAAUCAUAAAA
Messenger RNA from Planococcus citri (citrus mealybug), 1659 nucleotides. RefSeq names its product E3 ubiquitin-protein ligase RNF146-like. Lineage: Eukaryota; Metazoa; Arthropoda; Insecta; Hemiptera; Pseudococcidae. Gene Ontology annotation, molecular function: poly-ADP-D-ribose binding; ubiquitin protein ligase activity; zinc ion binding. Bases 206 to 781 code for a protein of 191 amino acids. The transcript is spliced from 3 exons. Gene Ontology annotation, biological process: ubiquitin-dependent protein catabolic process; Wnt signaling pathway. The record is from RefSeq and is a predicted model, not a curated record. Gene Ontology annotation, cellular component: cytoplasm; nucleus.